Messenger RNA from Coniophora puteana RWD-64-598 SS2, 1386 nucleotides. RefSeq lists its product as uncharacterized. Lineage: Eukaryota; Fungi; Basidiomycota; Agaricomycetes; Boletales; Coniophoraceae. The record is from RefSeq and is a predicted model, not a curated record. The transcript is spliced from 3 exons. Gene Ontology annotation, molecular function: RNA binding. Bases 1 to 1386 code for a protein of 461 amino acids.
AUGGAUGCAUCGGGCGCGGAGGGUGUCGAUGAAGAUGCCGUUCCGCCAGUCCACGAAACGCUUCAGAAGACGAAACCUAUCGCAACAGAUGCACGCUCCCGAAAGGAGAGGUUUGUGCCACCGGGGGAGACGGCCGAACAACGGAGCUCGCGUACGAUUUUCGUAGGGAACCUACCCAAGGACGUGGCCCAAAAACGACCUUUACAGAAACAGCUACACAAACACAUCCUCUCGCUCGUGCCUACCGCUAAGAUCGAGUCGUCGCGGUUCCGGUCCGUUGCUUUUCAGGUCCCGACUAGCAAAUUACCCGAUGAUUCCGCGAAGCCGACACCUACCAAGGCCCGGCAGCACGACAAGGACCGUGCAGCAUCAUGGCGAACGUCUUCGGGGAAAGACGACGAGAAAGCAGAUGAGAAAAAAUUCCUGACCCCCGCUCAAAAGAAGAAGAUUGCGUUCAUCAACCAGCAAUUCCAUCCCAUCGCGGACUCGGUCAACGCCUACAUCGUGUUCGCGCAUCCUAUCCCUGCUUCUUCGCGACCCUCGAACCUCCCACCGUUGCCCCCUGUUCUCGAACCUUACAAGGCUGCGCGCGUCGCAGUAGAAAAGUGCAAUGGAACCAUCUUCAUGGAACGCAUGAUUCGCGUGGACGCUGCUGCUCCGCUCUCAUCGGAUGCGUCUUUAGAUAAAUCCCACGCAACAGGGGCUGGUGAUCCGAGGCUUACCAUCUUCGUCGGGAACCUUGAUUUCGAGAGCAAGGAGGAUGACCUUCGCGUCUUCUUUGAAGGUCUGGUGAGCUCUGAAAGGGGACCGCCUCCAUCCGAGACGGCUGCUGACAGCAAUGCGGGGCAAUGGGUUAACCGAGUGCGCAUUGUUCGCGACGGCCAAACCCAACUUGGCAAAGGCUUCGCGUAUGUUCAGUUCGCGGAUCGCGUUUGCGUGGAUGAGAUCCUUGCGAUGGACGUAUCACGACUCAAGUUCGCAAAACGCAAGUUGAGAGUACAACGAUGCAAGACCGCCCCCGCGGCCUCACCCCGCGAUGCACCUGCAGGGAAGAUGUCGAUCGGGGAUGACAAGUUGUCGAAGCCCACGAGACCAUCAAAGGCUGAUUCGAUGCCGAAAGGCGAUCCUAAUCUCGGUUCUAAGCUCGCACACUUGAGCAAGGAGGAGCGCAAGAAAGUCAAAGCCACUGACUCCGAUCGACGCGCACGCAGGCUGGCGAAGAAGAAGGCCGGGAAUGCCCUCUCAGCGAAGGACGCAAGCCACGCGAAGGACCGUGAACGUGCGCGAAAACAGUCGACGAUGAAGAAGUCCGCACCUGCUCAUUUUCAAAAGAAGGGACGGGUCCGGAGCGAGAAGAGCGUAGCGAAAAGAAACGUGAAGAAAUGA